CCGCCGCGUCGCCGGAGCAGAGCAGCUGCAACUUGCUCUGGAAGGAAGACGCGGCUGAUGAGCAGCGGCCAAAAGAGAAAGCGCGAUUUGAUCGCUUCCGCCUCCACUAGCCUCCCCGCCUCCUCGGCGUCGGCCGCCCGCCCGCCGCCGCGCCGCGCCCUGGCCUCCCGGCGGCUCCGCUGCCACUGCGCUCUUCGCCGGAGCAGCUCGCGUAGGGCGGCGGCACUGCCGGAGGCGGACGAGGGAGGUGAGGUACCGGUGCUUCUGUUGAUUUGCCCUCCCUCUCUUUUUCCCGGUACAGUUUUGAAGAGAACAAAUUGGGAUUCAUUUAUUUCGGGCGUCCAGCAAGACUUCUCUCAAAUCUGCAGCACAUUUUUUUCUCUAUAGAAAGCUUUAUUUUUUAAAAGAAAAAAAUUGUCUGGGAUCAGCCGCUGUUUUCUGGUAGUACUGGAGUUGGUUAGGAAUGUUUCUUGAUGAUGUUGGUUCGGUCAUUUCCUCGUCCUGAAAAGCUGCCUCUUCUUUUGCUCUGUCCACUUCCCCCCUCUGAAAAAAGAGUACCGCAGUUUUUCUGGUGUCAUCUUUGUGGGGGCAAAAGCUCCGUGCCAAGAAAACCCCCCGUUUCUCGCCGCAAAUCCUCCCACAAGCUGCCUCCUUGGCGCCGCUGGGGGGCUCGUCGCGUUCCCGGCGCAGGUGCUGCUGCUCCCUCUGCCGCCCGUGUGGUGUGAGAUCCAUCCAGCUUGGAGGAGGAGGAAGAGGUCUUGGCUUCUAGGCGUUGCGACCCAGAUCUUGAUGCAUCUGCUGGUGGUAGUUUACUGAUCUAGAGGAGAAGUUGGGUUUUUGACCCGAUUUGGUGGGGGCUUUGCCACUGGGAUAGGGGGACAGUUAGGCCUGCUGGAUCUUUAUCACCAGUUGUUGGUCCUGUCCUUUCCGUUGGCCUGGGAAGCAUUCACAUGCCGGUGGCCACCGGUUUGGUACUUUCUUGACGGAUUGGUUAAGUGCUGUCUGUGGGGUUGUUGUGCUCCUCCACCUUGCUUCUCAUUUGGUGGUGAUUGGUGGGGGGAAGGAGAAGAGCUUGGGAGAACAAAAGGAAAGAGGAAGAUUUUCUCUCUUGUUUUCGGGUCAUUUCUCGGCGUGGCACAAUGAAGUAUAUGAAGCUUGGAUCAAAGCCCGAUGCCUUUCAGACAGAGGGCAGUAAUAUCAGGUUUGUUGCAACAGAGCUGGCUACUGACAUUGUUAUCUCCAUUGGGGACGUCAAGUUUUAUCUUCACAAGUUCCCUCUUCUAUCAAAGAGUUCGCGAUUGCAAAGAUUAGUGGCUUCAGGCAACGAGGAAAAAAAUGAUGAAUUGGAUAUCUCUGACAUCCCGGGUGGACAUUCAGCAUUCGAAAUUUGUGCCAAGUUUUGCUAUGGCAUGAUUGUAACACUCAAUGCAUACAAUGUCCUUGCUGCCCGUUGUGCGGCUGAGUAUCUAGAGAUGUUUGAGACAAUUGAUAAAGGAAACCUCAUAUACAAAAUUGAUGUGUUCCUGACAUCAAGCGUGUUUCGCACCUGGAAGGACUCAAUCAUAGUUUUACAGAGCACGAAGUCACUGCUACCUUGGUGUGAGGAUUUGAAGGUAAUCAACCACUGCGUUGACUCUAUUGGAUCGAAGGCUUCAAUUGAUCCAUCAGAGGUUGAGUGGUCAUACACUUACAACAGAAAGAAACUUCCAUCUGAGAAUGGUCUUGAUUCUCAUUGGAAUGGUGUCAGGAAGCAACCAAUGGUCCCUAACGACUGGUGGGUUGAGGACCUUUGUGAGCUCGAGGUGGAUUUGUACAAACGGGUGAUCAUGGCCAUCAAGGCAAAGGGAAGAACACCGCCUGUUGUAAUUGGAGAAGCACUGAGGGCCUAUGCAUACCGACGACUUCUUGGUUCCCUUGAAGAUGCUGUGAGUAAUGGAGUUGACUGCACGAAGCGUCGUGCAGCUCUUGAUGCUAUUGUAUUUCUCUUGCCCACUGAGGAAGGUUCAGUGUCAUGUGGUUUUCUUCUUAAGCUGCUAAAAGCUGCAUGCUUGUUGGAAUCUGGGGAGUCCCGUCGCAAUAACUUGAUCAAGAGAAUAGGGGCACAAUUGGAUGGCGCUUCAGUUGUGGACCUUCUUAUACCGGUAAAUACAGAUGAAAACAGUGUAUAUAACAUAGAUUUGGUCAUGGCAAUACUGGAGGAGUUCAUGUCGCAGAAUAGUGAUAAUGGUAAGGCGAAACUUCAAGAUGAUGAAGAAAUUGUAGAGGCUGAGAAUGUGAGUGUGACGACUGUUUCCAGCACGUCAAAACUGGUAGUUGCGAAGCUGAUCGAUGGGUAUCUUGCUGAGAUCGCCAAAGAUCCCAACCUUCCUCUUCCAAAGUUGAUGGCGCUUGCUGAAAUGGCGUCUUCUCUACCCCGACCAACACAUGACGGGCUCUAUCGUGCCAUUGACAUGUAUCUGAAGGAGCACCCAAGCCUAUCGAAGAGUGAAAAGAAGAAAUUAUGCGGACUGAUGGACUGCAAGCAGCUGUCACAGGAUGCAUGCAUGCAUGCUGUGCAGAAUGAGCGCCUCCCCCUGCGUGUGGUUGUGCAAGUUCUCUUCUUUGAGCAAGUCAGGGCAUCAGUUGCUUCUGCAAGGAGCGACCCUUCAGCUGAGCUACCAUCUGCUGUUCGCUCGCUUCUUCCCAGAGAGAAUGGCAACUCCAAUGGCAGCUCCAGGUCAGCGGCCACAACGACAACAGAGGAGGAGUGUGGGGUCCCGACAUCGAGUGACAUCAACUCUUUAAGGUCGAUGAGGCUGGCCAGCGGGGGCAGUGAGAGGAGCAGUGGCAGCAGUGACACGAACAAGAAUGGCCAUGACAAGAGCGGAGUAGGAAAGGCAAAGGGGAUGCUGAUGCCGAAGAAGAUACUGAGCAAGCUCUGGUCCGGCAAAACGAACGCCGGUGAGAACAGCAGCUCAGACACGUCGGAGAGCCCUGGGUCGGUGAACCCGGAGGAGGCGAAGUCCUCCCAGUCGCGGAUCACAAGGCACUCGGUGUCCUAGUCGCCAGGGUUAAGGGGGGGUCACAGCCAUAGUUUUGUUCUUGCUCUUGAUUUGCCUUCACUUAAGAGUAGUAGCAAUCUCAAAAUGUGGAGUACUACUACUGGCCUCACGUGAUAUCGCCAAUGAUUUUUCUUUUAGUA
Panicum virgatum (switchgrass) is the source of this 3181-nucleotide messenger RNA. RefSeq names its product BTB/POZ domain-containing protein NPY4-like. Gene Ontology annotation, molecular function: protein binding. Bases 1140 to 3041 code for a protein of 633 amino acids. The transcript has 5 exons. NCBI's taxonomy places the organism in Eukaryota, Viridiplantae, Streptophyta, Magnoliopsida, Poales, Poaceae. The record is from RefSeq and is a predicted model, not a curated record.